UAUGACAAAGUAAGUAAGUAUAAUUUUAUGAGGACCCAACUACCCAUAAAAGGAACUUUUCAAUGUUCACUUUCUCCAACAACUUCCUGCAGAAACAAAAGAGAGAAAUUUACAGAAACAAAAGGGUUUCCAUUCUUCUGUCUUUCUUUCUUUCUUUCUUCUUCUUCUUCUUCUUCUUCUUCUUUACCAAAUUCAGUUUGAAAAAGACAGACAUUGUGGCUAAGCUCAAGGAAUACGUUAUGGCCGCCGAUGACUCUGAACCUGACCAACCACCCCCUCAAAACGACGUCGCUUCCAUUUCUCUUCCUCACACUGACAAGAUUUCAGAUUCUGCUGAGAAAGUUGAUGCUGCGAAGGACAGAGAUAUAGCAUUGGCUCGGGUCGAAUGGGAGAAGAAGAUGGCGUUGAUAAAAGCAUGGGAGGAGAGUGAAAAGAUCAAAGCAGAGAACAAGGCAUACAAAAGGCUUUCUGCAGUUGAGUCUUGGGAGAAUACCAGAAAGGCUUCCAUAGAAGCGCAACUGAUGAAGAUAGAGGAAAAAAUGGAGAAGAAGAAAGCAGAGUAUGCUGAGCAAAUGAAGAACAAAAUCGUUGGAAUUCACAAGGAAGGUGAAGAGAAGAAAGCAACCAUCGAAGCAGAACGAAAAGAACAGUGCCUCAAGGUCGAGGAAACCGCAGAAAAAUAUCGUACUUCAGGGUUCAUACCAAAGACUCUACUCAAAUGCUUCAGUGGUUGAAAUGCUGCGGGGUUAUAAAAACAGAUUCCUACCUCAGAUUUGCACUCUGAUUUUAGUCUUUGUUUGACAUUAUAUUGAAUUAGGAGAUGAACACUUUAGUGUUCUUUUUUAUGUAUAAAGAUUGUAUCAGUUUGCUGUAUUUUACCCAAUGAUCACUUAUGUCAUAUGCACUGAUUCAGUUCAAAACGGUAGUGUUAAUCAUUCUGGAGAAUGGUCCGAAGAAUCCAGUUGCGUUAAUCUU
Cucumis melo (muskmelon) is the source of this 975-nucleotide messenger RNA. Its product is annotated as remorin. Lineage: Eukaryota; Viridiplantae; Streptophyta; Magnoliopsida; Cucurbitales; Cucurbitaceae. Bases 63 to 734 code for a protein of 223 amino acids. The transcript has 5 exons. The record is from RefSeq and is a predicted model, not a curated record.